Messenger RNA from Aspergillus puulaauensis, 1626 nucleotides. RefSeq lists its product as uncharacterized. Gene Ontology annotation, cellular component: nucleus; site of double-strand break. The transcript is spliced from 2 exons. Bases 1 to 1626 code for a protein of 541 amino acids. The record is from RefSeq and is a predicted model, not a curated record. Lineage: Eukaryota; Fungi; Ascomycota; Eurotiomycetes; Eurotiales; Aspergillaceae. Gene Ontology annotation, biological process: double-strand break repair.
AUGUCAACGCCCCUCUCUUCAGGAGCUCCGCGCUCCUCCAGCUUGGCCGUCCCCGCAACCCAAAACACAGCUCCCGUUGUCAAGUUCCGCUGCCUCUUCACCCAUGACAUUCGACGCAAGGCAAAGCGCUGGCAGGACGGCUUCCUCCGAUACCACACCUUCAAUAAGCGCGUGAUGGUCUAUGAUAAUACCGGCUAUUUCAUCGGAGAUCUGCAUUAUCGGGCACCUGAAGGAAUCAACGACGGUGAUGAAUUGGAGCUCGAUAAAGGCGUGUUGAUUCAAGUAUGUGAGCCGCUGGAAAGGACAGAGACCGAUAUUUCCUCUCUCUACAAGAACAAAAGCCAGGCGUCGCCGUCGCACCCUGGAGACGCACCGCCCUCUUCUCUCCGUUCGGCAGUUCCCCGGUCAUCGCUCUCCUCCCAACAGGCUUCGCGUUCUUUAAAUGACCUUCUUGGAGUCAAGAAAACUUCUGUUCCCCAGUUGCCUUCUCCAUACGAACAGCGCCGCAGACAAAUACCGACCAGCUCGCACCAACCCCAUGAGCGACCCGCGAAGCGCCAACGUGUCACGCCAGAGCCUAUCACAAGCAGUCAGCAGGACGUUGUCGACCUGGCGGACUCCCCUCCGCUGCGACAACAAAGCAGAAAUACACAGUCGCGUCCAAAUCCCCAUCCGACACCCCAGAAUCAACGCACAGCAGUCUUACCGGAACCACAAAAGUCAACCGGCCCUCCGCCGCGACAACAAAGCGCAAAUACACAGUCGCGCCCAAAGCCCCAUUCGAUACCCGAGAAUCAACGCACAGCAUUCUUACCGGAGCCGCAAAAGUCAGCCGGCCCUCGGGGUACCUCCGAGAAGCAGGUCGCACCCUCUUCCAGUCGUCCUACCGCGCAGUCAGUUUCGCAAAACCUCAAAACUUCCAGCUCUGGUGCCGAAUCAUCCGUCAACACUCUUCGAUUUCCCAGUAGCAAACCACGCAGGAAGCUGAUGUAUCAAGAGUCAUCGCUGGCGCCUGUUAAGAAAUCCGAGUCACAAACCACCUUAUCUCGAACACAUUCACAACGCCGAACGAUUGAACAAGCAGCAUCUAGUCCUGUCAUCAUUCUCGACGACGACAGCCCUAAACUAGAUGAUGAUCCCAUACCAGACGACGGCUCUGUUUCAGACGAUGACGACCUCUUUCUAGACUUUCAAACUGCUGUACCACACCAAGAAACUCCCGCUCAAGUCGAUUCGGAUGAUUCUUUAUUUAGAAGCCAUUCACUCAAUAGCAACAUGGAAGACGGCGUAAAUCUUACAGCAUCUGCUCCAAACCCUCCUGCAACUGAACAUUCGUCAAAACUCAGCAAUUCAAAUAACCGUUUUCCGUUAAUGCAUUCCGGGCCAUCUCUACCUAACGACCAACAUACUGCCAAAUUCCUAGAGAACAUAGCAAGGCCCCGCUCAACUGGCCUCCGCAAAUCAUAUUCAGACCCUACAACUAUCAACAGUUUCCAUACUCGACCUUUGCCCACAACGAGUCCGCUCAAUCCUUCCGUGGACAAAGACGAUGAGCUGGGACCGUGGACAUCAGAAGCGCUCGACUUGUUCGACUUCUGGCCGCCAGGACGGCCAAAACCAACUUAA